AUGAAGGUAGGUCAACUUAAAUAUAUAGAUAGCAUGCAAUUUAUGAACACUAGCCUGGCUAAUUUUACGAAAAACUUGGUAGGUCGUAAGAGGGUUUAUUCCUAUGAAUAUAUCAAUUCUCAUGAUAGGUUUAAGGAAACAAAGCUUCCUUUGAUUCAUGAAUUUCAUGGAAUUCUAAGUGAUGAAUAUCAUGAUCACUAUCUUAAGACUGAUGUACUCAGCCUUGCUGAUAUCUGGAUACAGCUUCGAAAAAUGUCUAUGGAAUAUGAUGGGCUUAAUCCUAAUAUGGAUAAGCAUGAUUUUAUAGAAAAAGCUAAAG
Molecule: messenger RNA, 319 nt
Organism: Funneliformis geosporum
Lineage: Eukaryota; Fungi; Glomeromycota; Glomeromycetes; Glomerales; Glomeraceae
Source: the annotation of a GenBank genome assembly